ACACUAAGUAAAUUACAUCACAAUGGUUUUACCUCACGAACCUGAAUUUCAACAAGCCUACAACGAAUUGGUCAGUGCUUUGCAAGACUCCACUUUGUUCGAAGAACACCCAAAAUACAAAAAGGUUAUUCCUGUUGUGUCUGUCCCUGAAAGACUCAUCCAAUUCAGAGUUGCUUGGGAAAAUGAUAAGGGUGAAAUCGAAGUUAACAAUGGUUUCAGAGUCCAAUUCAACUCGGCUUUGGGUCCUUACAAAGGUGGUUUAAGAUUCCACCCUUCUGUCAACUUGUCGAUCUUGAAGUUUUUGGGUUUUGAACAAAUCUUCAAAAAUGCCUUGACCGGUUUAUCCAUGGGAGGUGGUAAAGGUGGUUGUGAUUUCAACCCAAAGGGUAGAACUGACGCCGAAAUCAGAAGAUUCUGUGUCGCCUUCAUGAGACAAUUGGCCAGGUACAUUGGUCAGGACACCGAUGUGCCAGCUGGUGAUAUUGGUGUUGGUGGAAGAGAAAUUGGUUUCCUCUUUGGUGCUUACAAGCAAAUGCAAAACAACUGGUCUGGUAUUUUGACCGGUAAAGGUUUGUCCUGGGGUGGAUCUUUGAUCCGUCCUGAAGCUACCGGUUACGGUGUUGUCUACUACGUCGAAAAGAUGAUUGAAAAGGCCACCAACGGUAAGGAAACUUUCAAGGGAAAGAGAGUGGCCAUCUCCGGUUCCGGUAACGUUGCUCAAUACGCCGCUUUGAAAGUGAUUGAAUUGGGAGGUAUUGUGGUUUCGUUAUCUGACUCCAAGGGUGCUAUUAUCUCCAAGAAUGGUAUUACCCCCGAACAAGUUGAAGCUAUUGCCGAUGCUAAGAUCAAGUUCAAGAGCUUGGAAGAAAUCAUUGGCGAAUCUGUCUCUGCCUUCUCCGGUUCCAACUCGGUUGAAUACAAGGCUGGUGCCAGACCAUGGGUCCACGCCGGUGCAGUUGAUAUUGCUUUACCAUCUGCCACUCAGAACGAAGUGUCUGCUGAAGAAGCUAAGGCUUUGAUUGCUGCUGGAUGUAAGUUCAUUGCCGAAGGUUCUAACAUGGGUUCUACUGCCGAAGCGAUCGAUGUCUUUGAAGAAAGCAGAUCCAAGAACGUGUGGUAUGCUCCAGGUAAGGCUGCCAACUGUGGUGGUGUUGCUGUGUCUGGUUUGGAAAUGGCCCAAAACUCCCAAAGAGUUUCUUGGACCAGAGAAGAAGUCGACCAAAAAUUGAAGGACAUCAUGUACACUUGUUUCGACAACUGUUACGAGACCGCCAAGAAGUAUUCGAAGGAUACCACCGAGUUGCCAUCUUUGUUGAAGGGUGCUAACAUUGCUGGUUUCCUUAAGGUAGCAGACGCUAUGUUUGACCAAGGUGAUGUUUUUUAAUUCAUCUUAGCUAGAUAUUAUGAUUUCAUUUCUCCUGAUACAUUAAAAUGUGAAAUAAUUAUU
Yamadazyma tenuis ATCC 10573 is the source of this 1447-nucleotide messenger RNA. RefSeq names its product glutamate dehydrogenase (NADP(+)) (gene GDH3). Gene Ontology annotation, molecular function: L-glutamate dehydrogenase (NADP+) activity. Lineage: Eukaryota; Fungi; Ascomycota; Pichiomycetes; Serinales; Debaryomycetaceae. Gene Ontology annotation, cellular component: cytosol. The record is from RefSeq and is a predicted model, not a curated record.